Rangifer tarandus platyrhynchus (Svalbard reindeer) is the source of this 522-nucleotide messenger RNA. Lineage: Eukaryota; Metazoa; Chordata; Mammalia; Artiodactyla; Cervidae. The record is from the annotation of a GenBank genome assembly.
AUGGGGUGGCCAGCGGGGAGCUCUGGAAGACUCACUCUCGACAAAACAAGGAGCGCGCGGCAGGGGCGACACCCACCUCAUAGCACCUUCAGCAGUUCUGGACGGGUGCAGGUGACACCAUCCCAGGAGAAGGCUCAGAGUGCGGGGAUGGCAGGACCUGCCAAAGCCGGGGCCAGCUGGCGCUGUGUCCAGGUCAGAAGCCAGGCGGAUGCAGGGAUCGUCACGACUGGGUCACCAGGAGGGGCCGCGGCGCGAGCGGGGACGGACCCGGAUUCCCGGGCGGAGGCUAACCGGCGGCCGGAGGGACCGGGGCUGCCGGAGCGGCGACGAGCUCAGUGGGGAGCGUGCAGAGGCCCGUCGGAGCAGGCCGAGCGUGUGUGGAUGUCCGCGUCCCUGCGGACGCCCGUGGGCGACGGCGCCACUGCAGACGGGCCUCCCCCUGGCCGGGGCCUGGCCCGCCGCGGGAACCCACCUCGCUUCGUCCCGAGGCCCCGCCCCUGGGAGGUCGGCGAGUCGCAGUGA